GGAGUGGAGACCGAAGCGGUAGCGAGAACAGAGAAAAGCAAACCAUCGAGAAGGGACAAAGCCGGAACCGAUUUUUCUUGCGCAUGUGCGAGCUUAUUUGGUAUACCUGUCUUAUUGCCGGUCCCCUCCCAGCCGUCGGUUAGUCCGGUAAUAUUCGACGCCUACUUUAGUCUAGUCAAGUGUUGCCUGAAUUUUUCUCUGUGUUUAUUUUUUGUGUGUGUUGUCAUUGUGCUCUUUAUUUUAUUAAAAACUUUUAUAAUAUGCCUUAUACCUGUGCUUUUCGUGGAUGUCAUUCAAAGACAGGGUGUGGUGUUUCUUUCUUUGCUUUUCCGCAGGAAGAAGAUCGUGCCAAGUUAUGGCUGGCAGCUUGCUAUAGAACAGACUUGUUUUCGAUACCUAGAGAACAACUAACCAGGAACUAUAAGCUCUGUGAGUACCAUUUUGAUGAGAAGUUUUAUAGUGCAGGGCCCUCAAGAAAGCGUUUGUUACCUAACGCGUUACCAACAUUAUUUCCUAAUCCCACAAAAAGGACUUGUGAAGGUGAACAGCUUGAGGAUGGACCGCCAAAAAAAGUCUCAAAGGAAAAGGACAUAAAAAUUCUGUCAGAUAUUUUAAUACAGCCUGCAAUUAUGAAACCAGCAACGUUGGCCCAGCAAAGUAUUGCCGAAAAAAAUUCUUCUUAUGACAGAACUAAGACGCCUGAAAAACACCCAUUAUUGGAUAUUUUUUCUGGCCCAAGCACUUCACAAUAUUCAGUGUGCGAGCCCCUCGGCAACCUCCUAUCUAUCGAAAUAGAUAAACCGUCCGAGAAUUCUCCACCAGGCCUUCUUUCUCCGUCAGCUUCUACUCAGAUUUCUUAUCAGCUGAGUAGUAACACUCCCCAAAAGCGAAAACUUCGACUGCAAAUUAAAAAAAUGAGAAAGUUUGGUGUAACUGCUAAAGCACGCCAAAAAGAAGAUCCUGAUGUAAGAGAUUUUAACAGGUUAUGUGACAAAUUUCUAAGUAAACCUUUGGCAUGUGUUAUUAAAACUCAUGUGGCACUAAAGGGCAAGAGACGCAAAUCUCAUAGAUUUUCUAUGGAAUUAAAACAAUUUGCCUUAACAUUGCAUUUUUUAAGCCCCAAGGCAUAUAAGUUCAUAGGUAAUUUGCUUACUCUACCAACAAAAAGAAGUUUGCAUAGAAUUACAGAAAAUAUUUCUUGCCAGCCUGGUAUUAAUAAUGCAGUUUUAUAGUUAUUAUGGCUAGAGAAUUAUAUUCUUCCUGGAAGCAGCCUUUAGCGUAUUUUUUUUAUUUUUAUUUAUCAUGGACUUUCAUAAAUGAUUUCUAUCGUGCAGAUAAACAACAGUUUUAUAGAUGUGCCCCAAAGUUGACAGAUUCCCAUAUAUGUCCCUCAGCAUUUGAAAAAAUGAAAGUAGGUCUCGCUAGCCAAGUUCUUAGCCAUACUGUGGCAAGUGGGAUGAAUACUUAUGUAACUGUAGGUGCACUCCCUGCCGAUGCAUUUGGAAUCAUAAGAGGUAAUUACGAAAUUCAAUAACCUCUUUGAUUUAUUAAACUCAAUAUCCUUGGGAGAUCCCUGUAAAUUUAAAAAUGUUUAUGAUGGAUCACCAUACCAAAUAGAAUUUUUCCAUGAGAUGUUACUUUUUUUAAACAAAUUAAAAAUUUUUAACUCUAGCAAUAAAGAUAUCACAAAUUCUGUGAAAUUUCGUAAUUGCUGGAUGGUUACAAUCAGAAGCACGAUAAAAAUAUGGGAAAAAUUAUCAACAUUGGGUUACAAGUAUCUCAAGACUAGGAGGUUAAAUACAGAUUGUAUCGAAAAUUUCUUUGGUGCUGUAAGGCAGCAAAGUGGGAAUAAUUUUAAUCCAACACCACUGCAAUUCCAAAGAGCGUUUAAAAAGCUGUUCUGUCAGAAUUACUUACAUUCGGAAAGAAUGAAUUGUAAAAAUGAUUUGGAUAGUAUAUUGAUGAACGUCAAAUCCAUCAAUAUACCCGAAAUUUUCAAUGAAAAAAAAUUUGAAGUUGCAAAAGGUAUUGCACUUCAAAACUAUAGUUAUAGGACCGACCAUAUUCCCACAGAAAAUGCCUUUCGGUAUGUUUGUGGCUAUAUUAUGAAAAGAGCACUUGAAGUUCAUAUUAACUGUGAUACCUGCACCAAUUUCGGCAAAAUGUGUGAUGAAAUGGAUAUAAAUAGAUUAUUUCUUCAUUUUAAGGCUUAUAAUUCCAGUAUAUGUAACUUUGGUGGCUUACAAUCUCCUCCAGAAGAGUUUAUUUCAUAUAUAUUUAAAUUAGAGGAAAUAUUCAAUUGUAAUUUUGAAAACUAUUAAUUAUGAACACCCUUGUGCACAUUUUCCAAAAACGUUUAUCUUAAAAUUAUUUAUAAGGUUGAAAAUAUUUUACACCAUUAAAUAUAAUAAUAGGGUCCUAAAAACAAAUAAAGAUAAAAAUGUUCGAAAACUAAAAAUUUUGCGGAAUGUAUAAAUGUACCUAAGUUUAAUUUAAUUAUUGCCAAUGUAUUUUUGUGUUUCAUUAUACAAUGAGCCAAUAUUAUUUCCUCAAAAAAUAAAAGUUUGUUUAGAAGAUUUUUUGUUUUACAUUAUUUAUCCUAAAUGGUAAUUUUUAUAGUUGGCACUAUACCGGGUGACACAGGAAAAAGGGAAC
Messenger RNA from Anthonomus grandis grandis, 2655 nucleotides. RefSeq lists its product as uncharacterized. The record is from RefSeq and is a predicted model, not a curated record. Gene Ontology annotation, molecular function: sequence-specific DNA binding. The coding region runs from base 261 to 1232 and encodes 323 amino acids. The transcript is spliced from 4 exons. Lineage: Eukaryota; Metazoa; Arthropoda; Insecta; Coleoptera; Curculionidae.